UAGAUAGUAGAAACUUACCUGAAUGGUUAAAAUUUUAGGGUGGUGGUCAAGACAUCCUGGGCCCUUUGGCUGUUGGCGAUACAUUUACUGCACCUGGCUAUAUCGUUAAUGCCAACGAAGAAGUUGUAUGUAACGGCGAUUUUCAGAAUUCCUUCGGAAGCCACGGUCUAGUCGUUGGUGGUGUUACCGAUACUAUCGAUACCGACGUACAUGGUGAUGCUUUCCUUGCAGGCGGUGGAACCGUAGACGAAGUUCACGAAGAAGACCCACCUUGUGAUGUUUACACUGAUCAAGGAACUGCGCAUUUCGACUUUGGCGCAGUCGAAGAAGCAUCUCGUGAUAUUAAUCGCCUUCUUGCCAUGAUGACACCUAACCUUGUUAUGCGCGAGGGAGGGGAGAUCGUUUCACUUGGUGGCGAUUCACCUUAUAAGGUCAUGACCUUCAAUACCUGCAACGACCGCAACUGUCCAGUGGAUGGAGCCCUCUCCGAUCCAACGGGUAUCUUCUUCAAUGAUGGCAACUUUAAUGGCCCGUCCGGUGAUGUACCCAGCCAGGACGACACUAUAGUAUUUAAUAUUCCGGUAACCGAUGGCAGCACUCUUCGCUUAACCGGCAACCAACCUAGCCAGGGAUUCUAUGCAUGUCGAACUAUCUAUAACUUUUAUCCAGUCAAUGAAGACGGCCAAUUUGUUCCUGGUGGUACCUUCACUCUUGUUCGGGAAACCGGCAGUCAAUUGGAAGGCUUUUCACUUGCACCACGAGGCCACAUCCGCGAUGGCCUGACGGGUAACUUUGCUGGUACUAUUAUUGGUUUGGACUACACAUGGGAGUACUUCCCUCAGGGUGUAGAAAUCCACGACUACCCCGCUGCCAAUUGUGCCAAUUUUCAAGGCUGCCUGCCAAUAAAUCCAGGCUCUCCAAACACAACCACUACGACAACGACCACGUCGAGGACAACUGACGGUGGCUUGACAGUUACUGCCACCACUACUAACUCUAUUACUAUCACUAAACCGACUACUACCACUAUCACUGAGAAUGACGGGACAACUGUUACAGUAACAGAUCAAGAGACAGUGUACAUUAACGAUCCUUGGGAGGACGAAUGGAAGAAGAAGAAGAAAUGGGGCAAAAAGGGCAGCAAAUGGGAAAAAGAUGACAGCAAAUGGGGAAAAGAUGACAGCAAAUGGGAAAAAGAUGACAGUGAGUGGUGAUAAAUUCACCUAGUGCUGUAGAAUAUAUACAUUCUUUC
Molecule: messenger RNA, 1252 nt
Organism: Zychaea mexicana
Lineage: Eukaryota; Fungi; Mucoromycota; Mucoromycetes; Mucorales; Lichtheimiaceae
Exons: 4
Coding region: 360-1214 (284 amino acids)
Source: RefSeq, a predicted model, not a curated record